GGCCGUGCCGAUCGGUCGACUCCGCUCAAGUGCGAGCCGCCUUAUGAAACCAGCGGUCAUCUUCCUUGGAGGCGGCAAAGACGGAUUAUGCUCUCUUGGCGCUCAAUCGCUUCUACUCUGAGUCUCCUAGGAAGAAAGAAAGGAGCGAGAAGCGUGCUUUCGGAGAGAGAGAGAGGUAGACAAAGAGGGGCGGCAGUGACUGCGGGGAGUCGUUUGUAGGAGAGGUUGGGAAGGAGGAGGAAGAAGGAAAAGGGGGCGGAGAGGGUGGUGAAGAGAUGGGGAAGAAGCAGCAUAGUAAGGAUAGGAUGUUCAUAACGAAGACGGAGUGGGCAACGGAGUGGGGUGGAGCCAAACCCAAGGACAGGGACAAGACUCCCUUCAAGCGGCUUCCUUUCUACUGCUGUUCCAUUUCCUUCACGCCCUUUGAAAACCCAGUCUGCACUGACGACGGCAGCGUCUUUGACGUAAUGAAUGUGGUGCCCUACAUCAAUAAAUAUGGGAAGCAUCCUGUGACAGGGAAGCCGUUGAAGGUGGCAGAUCUCAUCGACCUCCAUUUUCACAAAAACUCCGAUGGGGAGUAUCAUUGCCCAGUUUUAAAUAAAGCCUUUACAGAGUUUACACAUAUAGUUGCUGUGAAGACUACAGGAAAUGUUUUCUCAUAUGAGGCAGUACGAGAGCUUAAUAUCAAACCAAAAAACUGGAAGGAACUUCUUACAGAUGAACCUUUCACAAAAGAUGACAUCAUAACUAUCCAAAACCCUAAUGCUCUUGAUGUGAAGGUUCUGGGGGAUUUUGAUCAUGUUAAGAAUAGUCUUGCUGUUGAUGAUGAAGAGCUGAAGAAAAUGCGUGAGGACCCACUUUAUAACAUAAAUGCAGCUGGUGACAUAAAGCAAAUGCUGAAAGAGCUGGGAACUGACAAAGGAAAAGAAGCAGCACUACAUGGUGGUGGUGGUAAAAAAGCUCAAAGCGAACGAGCUGCUGCACUUGCUGUCAUUUUAUCUGUUCGAUCUAAGAUUAAGGAUGACAAAAAGUCAAGCUCAAGUUCAGAAUCCAAGACCACCCAAUCAUUUAGUAUAGUAGAUGCAGCUUCUGCUUCAGUACAUGGAAGAAGUGCUGAGGCUGCUAAAGCUGCAUCAAGUGAUAAGACUGCUGCACGUAUAGCAUUGCACAUUGCUGGUGAACGUGUGCCUGUUAAUGCAAAGAUGGUUAAAAGCAGUUUCACUACUGGAGCUGCCUCACGAUCCUUCACUUCUACAAGUUAUGAUCCAGUCACAAAGAACGAGUUCGAAUAUGUAAAAGUUGAAAAAAAUCCUAAAAAGAAAGGUUAUGUUCAACUGCAUACAACACAUGGAGAUUUGAACAUUGAGCUUCAUUGUGAUAUAACGCCCCGUGCAUGUGAAAACUUUAUCACUCUUUGUGAACGUGGAUAUUAUGAUGGCGUACCUUUCCACCGAAGUAUCCGGAAUUUCAUGAUACAAGGUGGUGAUCCAACAGGUACAGGAAAGGGUGGAGAAUCUAUAUGGGGAAAACCUUUCAAGGAUGAAUUGAACUCAAAAUUAGCCCAUUCCGAAAGAGGGAUUGUCAGUAUGGCGAAUAGUGGACCCCAUACCAAUGGAUCUCAAUUUUUCAUCUUAUACAAGUCUGCAAAGCAUCUGAAUGGAAAGCAUACUGUAUUUGGUAGAGUUGUAGGUGGACUGACCACACUUGCUGCUAUGGAGAAGGUUCCCGUAGACGAUAAUGACCGACCUCUGGAGGAUAUAAAACUUGUAAGUGUUACUGUGUUUGUCAACCCUUACACUGAACCAGAUGAAGAAGAAGAAAAGCAAGUUGCUGAAGGAAUUGUUGAUGAAGAGAACGAUAAAGUCGGUUCAUGGUAUAGCAAUCCCAGAGCGGGUGUAGCAGAACCUUCUGUUUCAGGCAAUGGGGUAGGAAAGUAUUUAAAAGCCCGGACUGCCAAGACCGAAACUGCCAUUGAUGUUGGCUUAUCAGAGAAUGGCUCUAAGAAGAAACAGAAAGUAGAAUCUUCAGCUUCAGCAAUUGAAUUUAAGGAUUUCUCUGCUUGGUAAGAUUCCUCGUGCUGUAACGGAGGUCUCAUUAGGGUGAAAAUAAACCCAUUUUCAUGUGAAUUAUGUACCAUAGCCAUUGUUGUAGCGGAAUGAAAAUGCUAAUAAAUUUGUUUAGCACA
Messenger RNA from Nymphaea colorata (pocket water lily), 2185 nucleotides. RefSeq names its product peptidyl-prolyl cis-trans isomerase CYP65. Gene Ontology annotation, biological process: protein folding; protein polyubiquitination; protein peptidyl-prolyl isomerization. Gene Ontology annotation, molecular function: ubiquitin-ubiquitin ligase activity; peptidyl-prolyl cis-trans isomerase activity. The transcript has 10 exons. The record is from RefSeq and is a predicted model, not a curated record. Gene Ontology annotation, cellular component: catalytic step 2 spliceosome. The coding region runs from base 276 to 2066 and encodes 596 amino acids. Lineage: Eukaryota; Viridiplantae; Streptophyta; Magnoliopsida; Nymphaeales; Nymphaeaceae.